AUGAAUGCCAGAUCAAUGAGAACUGAUAAUGAUGACAGUACAGAGACUGAAUUACAAGAAUAUUUGGCUAGCCGUUUUUAUUCCGACGACCAAGACAACUCGUUGGAGAAAGUUAAAUUGAGAGACGAAAUCUCUCAACCACAGCCAAAACCAGAAACAACGGGUGCUGCCAAUCUCUUCAAUCUGCCCAAUCUCUCAGAAAAUAAACGAAAGGAUAUUCACUUGGUAGAAGGUGAUAUCGCAGUGUCUCGUGGUCGCAAUGCUUACCAAGUAUCAGGCAAAUGGUCGGGUGGUACCGUUCCAUAUGAGUUUUCCUGGGGUUAUACGACACAGGAACAGAACACCAUCAAAGCAGCUAUGGCAGCCAUCAGUUCAGCUACAAACAACUGUAUCAAGUUUGUUCCCCGAGAUAUUGUUGACGUCAAAGAACAUAAAAGUCAAGGAAUUGAAGAUGUACCUUCCCUGAAUAAUUUAACUUCAUUAAUGCCAACUGUUAAAGUUAUUGAUUUAUAUCGUCAUAAAUUAUUGGAUAAUGAUUUUGGUAUCGAAUGGAUAAAUGAUUUGAAUGAUGAAUCAAAAGAAAUAAUUACUGAAGAAACUUCUAAUGAUCAAGAUUUGACUAAUAAUGAUAGUCCGAUAAAUAUAAAACUUUGUCGUUCAAUUAUUCAAGUUCGAUCUAUUAAUAAUAAUGCAACACGUCUUCCAGUACAUAUUUGGAGAUCACUUGCUAAGAUUGUACCUGGUGAUAUUGUGAUUGAAUUAAAUGGUGUAAGCACAGCUGGACAAACAGUAGUUGAAUUUGAAAAAAAUUUAAAAUUAUCCGGUAAUCGAAUUCGUAUUCGAUUGAAAUCAGGUAUAAAAUUGUAG
This is a messenger RNA of Rotaria sp. Silwood1, 867 nucleotides long. The record is from the annotation of a GenBank genome assembly. Lineage: Eukaryota; Metazoa; Rotifera; Eurotatoria; Philodinida; Philodinidae.